Molecule: messenger RNA, 4034 nt
Organism: Poeciliopsis prolifica (blackstripe livebearer)
Lineage: Eukaryota; Metazoa; Chordata; Actinopteri; Cyprinodontiformes; Poeciliidae
Gene: rtkn2
Product: rhotekin 2
Exons: 12
Coding region: 51-2126 (691 amino acids)
Biological process (GO): hemopoiesis; positive regulation of cell population proliferation; signal transduction
Source: RefSeq, a predicted model, not a curated record
UCUAAGAAGGAAUGUGUAUUCGCGUUUUGAGUGGCGAAUAGACAGAAAACAUGGAGGACACGCGGGAUGUUCAAACGUCCAAACGGCACGGCAACCACAAACCGGUAUUAUCCGCUGGUUGUUCUGCCAUGGCCAUGGAGGUUAAGCGAAAGAAAAUACGCGAACGCUCUUUCUUCCUGCAGAAAGAGAGUGCAAACUUAGAAGAAAAGGUUCAGUUUGAGACGAGAAUGCGCGAGGGGGCGUACAAGCUGCUGCUGGCUUGCAGUAAAAGGGAACAAGUCCUCAACGCUUCCAAGAACCUGCUGACCUGCAGCGCCAGGAUCAAGGCCUACCUCGCCCAGCUGCAGCGGGAAGAAGGGGAGCGGGAUGUCAUGGGAGCGGAAAGAAGACUCGCAGAGGGUCGUUCACCAUGUCUUGGCACGGUUGCAGUUACUGGCCUGCGUUUUCCUUUGAUUUGGAGGGAUUCAGACCAUUUUAGUAGUAGAGGAAGCUCCCGUCAGGUGGCGGUGUUCUGCCUGAUGCAGAUUGGCUCUGAGGUGUUUGACACCGAAAUGGUCGUGGUGGACAGAUCUGUCACCGACAUCUGCUUUGACGGACUCACUCUCUUCAAAGAUGUAGUUCCCCAGUUUGAACUGAAGGUGGAGCUGUGGAGCUGUUCCAUGGAGGAAGAGCUCACUUUACCAAACACACCAAAGAAACUUGCAAAGAAGCUGCGUAACUCCUUUGGAAGGAGCUCUGGAAAGAAGCUCUGCUCCCUGCUGGACACUCCAGAUCCAGACACCUUCCUGCUGGACAACCCAAUACCUUUGGGAGCCAAAUACAGCCUGCUGGCCUGCACAACACUCGGUCUGCCUGAUGCUGAUAGCUGCUUUCAGUCUCACUCCCUCAUUGUCUACCAAGGCGCCGAGUGGUCAUCCUGGCUCCCUCUGUACGGCAACCUGUGCUGCCGCUUAGUGGCGCAGCCAGCCUGCAUGACACAGAGCGUCAUGAGCGGCUAUCUGAGUCAGAAGCAAAGUGUGCAGGGGGUGAACCGCUGCUGCAAUCUCUACUGUCUGCUGAGCGCCGGCUUUUUGUCCUGUUACUUCACCCCUGAAGAAAUCGAUGCGAAAGUGCAGCCCACGCUUAAUGUGCCAAUCAAUAAUGGGACCCGCAUUUGUGUGCUGGACAAACAGUCAGGCGAUGGCAAAUCCAAGAGUUUGUCCAUCGUCAACCCUUCACCCGAGGGAUCUCAGAGUGUCGUGUUCACAGCAGACACCAGGGAGGAGCUGGAGGACUGGAUCGACUGCCUCCACCAGCACCUCUACGACCAGAGCCAGUGGCUCCACUGCUGCGACCGCCUAAUGAAAAUUGAGGUCGCAUCACCACGGAAACCGUCGCUUUUCCUCGCCAAGCAGGCCGACUCUGUUUACAACGACCUGAGUAUAAAUUCGCCCAACAGGUUUGAGAGCAUCACAGACAUAAUCCACAGUAAAAUCGAAGAGACAGAUGGCCGCUUCCUGAUUGGGCAAGAGGAGGAGAGGGAAGCGCCGAACUGGUCCUCUCUGUUCGAUGGGUCCCACUCGGUGGUGGUGGAGAAGAGUCUUCUGUCCCAGAGCAAAACCUCCACCCCCUGUUCAAGCCCCGGCACCGGCUCCACGCCCCUGGGCAACAAAAAGCGCCGCGCUCCGCCCCCUCCUGACGUGAAGCCCUUCGCUAACCCCGCCCGCCCGGACAGACCCCCCCUGCCCGCCUCUCUGCUUCAUCGUCCUCUUCCUUUGAGCCAGGAGAAGGAGAACUCCGGCGCUUCCCGCCCAGCCGUCAGGUCCAAAACGGGUCGGCCCUCGCUGGAUGCCAAGUUCUCCGCCAUCAUCCAGCAGCUCCAGCGGAACAACGCCGUGGGCGCGGCGGCUCCAAGCCGGAAGAACGCCCCACUGGCCGUCCUCGACGUGCAGCCGCAGGGUCCGCCUCAGCCUUCGCUCCAGCAGGUUGACAUCCGGAACCACAAUGUCCAGAUGCCUGAGGAUGCGGCUGAUGAUGCGUUUGUCAGAGCCUACAGCGGGAACGGGCCUGGUUCCGGGCCCGUUCCCGCACCACGCAGCAAACUGAGGAAGUCGCUCAGAGAGAGGAUGAAUCUCAAAGCUUUGUGAUCUCAACCCUGUUUUGCCCCAAAAUCUUUUCACUUCCAGCCAGAUGUUUUACACGCACUCAUCAGCAUGAAUGUUGUAUUCAGUGGUUCUUUGACUAAAAAUUAAUAAAAUAUGAAUGAUUUUGGAGGGAGAAUUAGGUGCAAAACUUUGAAUUCACUGUACAUUUUCUCGAAUUCAAAAUUAUGCAUGAAGGGUUAAAUUAUAUAGCUACAUCUCCAGUAAUAUUUGAUCAAAUAUCCUGCCACGUUGAUAAGAAACCACACGAUAUCUGUUGCCAUUAUCACCUUUCUGCAGUCCUGAGUGGAUAUAUAAUAACUUUUCUUAAGCUACUUGCUAAACCAAGGCCCAGCUUCUUCACCACUUAGUGAAAAUAAGUUUUGAUGGACUGGAGAAAAUCUACAAUGAAUUCAAACUUGUUCACCUCAACAUUGUUUUCAAAAAUCAACUUUCGCCAAGAACGAUUCAAAUGAGAAGCUGAGGAGGUGAACUAGUAGGUAGGAAUGUAGUUGUUUAAAUUGUGCGUCUGCAGCUCAUCGCUUGCACAAAUAACUGUGAUAAAACCACUUUAUCUGAUUUAUUAUUGCUUUUAAUGAACUCCUGAAUUAUAACAUUAGUAUAAACGCAAUCAAAUGAUCAAUCUAUCAAUACAACACAAUGUAUAACUCCUGAGUCGUAACACUAAAUCUCACUGCCAUUAAGGUGCUGCACUGAUGGAUCUACUGCUUUACUUUGUCCUUUCUUGUGGCCAACCCCACAUGUGUGAUGGCAUGAACUAAAACAGAAAGCUUUCCCUCAGCUCUAGAAACAUGAAAAGUUUCACAAAUGCACUUAAUUUAAGUUGAUCCGUGUGGGGAUAAGCCGAUGCUUUUGGAGCUAUGGUGGUGCGCCACUUACUGUGACGACUUUAUGACCACUGCAGCUCAGUUUUAAGGAAAGGCAAAUCGUAAACUGGUAAUGUGUCUUCUCUAACUCCCCUCCAGGUCUUCAAUAGAGUAACCUUGUUCUUUAGUGGCCGUGCAGUACGACUAACAUCAUUUAACAUAGCAGCCAAUAAAUGCUCUGAACAUAAUUGGAUGAAUGGGCCUUUUGAGUGGCCUGAAUAAUGAAUGUCCUUGUGCACUUGUUUUGAACAUACCCAGAACUACAAGCCCCUAAAUAUUUCAGCCACUUAAUGGCAUUGUGUUGAAGAAUGGCCGCCGUAAUUACAUGCGGAGUACAAAACAUCGCUGAAGCUACCUGAAAACAUGAGGCAGAACGAGGGGAAAGCUAUUUUCCCCCCUCUAUUAUCCUGCAAAUUCAUUUAAAUAAUACAGAAAGGUUAAAGUUUUAGGAGGCAAAAGGGAAUGCGGUUCAUUAUUUAGCAAUUUGCCAGAUGUAUCUUAUAUUUACUGUGAAUCACUUGAUGGUUUCUGUACUGUGUAUUCUUGAAAAACUAUGUUUUUGUUAGUUUGUUUUUUUUUUACUUCAGAAUCACACUUUUUGGGACAAAAGAAACUGAUCGAUUUCUGCAAUGUUUCUACACAAUUCGCUGCACAGGCAUUGUGCAGGUGCUGGAAUGCGGCUCGUAUCAAAAACAGUUGCAGUAAAGAGGUACAGCUAAUUGAGAAAGCAGUUUCUAACUAACAACUGAAAUAACAAAAGUGAUUAUUAGUUUUUUCUUGUUUAUGACUGAAAUGUGUCUUUGCAAAUGUCAUUUUUAUACUUUUUGUAUCGUAGGUGUACAGAUACAUAAAUCUUGCAUUAGUAGUUUGUAGUUUUCAUGCGAUAUAAAGUUAGAUUUAGGUCAUAGCUAUCGUUUCUCAGAAAGUGCAAUUGCUUCUCGCUGUUGUCUUGGAAGCUGUAACUUGGUUGUUUGUUUAAAAAAAUAAAAAAUUACUGCUGAUCUGCAAUAAAACGACCUACAUUCCA